GAAACCUUCCAUGAUUUAGGGUUCCAACUCUUACAUUGAUGUUGCUAUGAAGAUGCUUCAACCAGUGGAUCCAGGUUUUGGAGCUCGUCAUUCUGAUUUAAUUGUCUAUAAGGCUGCCUGGAACAAAUGGCAGAGGGAUCCUAUUCAGUAUUCAUGUAAAGCCUAUUGUACGGCUCGACAAGAGCUGAACAUUCUACUCACACUUCGCCACCCCCAUAUUGUCCCUUUGGUAGGAGUGUGCACCAAACCAUUGGCCCUUGUCCUGCAGCUGGCACCACAAGGAGCCUUGGAUGUUGUGCUGAAGGACUAUAGACGGUCAGGAGCUCGGCUGGAUUUAUUUGUUUUACAGAGAAUUAUAGUGCAGAUUGCCAAGGCUCUAGAAUAUCUCCAUCAACAACACAUCAUCUACAGGGAUCUAAAGUCAGAAAAUGUAUUGGUGUGGGAUCUUCCACCUCCAUUUCACCCAUCACACCUUAGAGCUGCUGUAGAGGUGAAACUUGCUGACUAUGGUAUCAGUCGCUCUACACUUCCAACAGGAACUAAGGGCUUUGGUGGUACAGAGGGUUUCAUGGCUCCAGAAAUUAUGAAGUACAAUGGAGAAGAAGAAUACACAGAAAAAGUGGACUGUUUUUCUUUUGGAAUGUUCAUGUAUGAGCUGAUUACAUUACAUUUACCUUUUGAAGGUCAAGAAUGUGUUAAAGAUCACAUCUUGGAAGGUGGAAGACCGUCAUUAAGUCAGCGGGAAACUGUAUAUCCCAGUUACAUGUUGGAUCUCAUGACACUUUGCUGGUCACAACAACCCAAGGAUCGACCUUCUACAAGUCAUAUUGUUUCUAUUGCCACAGCACCAGAAUUUCUUCACUUAAUGGAUGUUGUCUCACUUCAUGACAACUUGGCAGUGUUAGGAGCAGGAGCUUUGCCUGUUUAUAGCUGUGGAGAAGGUGGGGAAAAGUCCCUGGAAGUGGAAAGUUGGGAAGUAUGGCUAAGUAGACAGGGGAAACAGUUAGACUUGUUGAAAUGUAACUACCAUGGGUGGCAAAACAACAAGACAAUAAUGACUGAACAGGCUACAGUUACCAGCAUGUGUAUAGUUGAAAACAGAGUUUGGUUAGGAGAUUCUCGUGCUUGUGUCCAUGUGUACAGUGGAUCACAUCAUUCAGAACUUUGUGCCUUCUCUCUGGACCCUGAUAGUACUUCCCACUGUGCUAUUCGCAGCAUGACUCAUCUCCCUGAGUUGGAAGUAGUUGCUAUAGCAACUAGCAGUGGUCGCCUUUGGUUGUGCUGCACAAAGGUUCAGAGUGUUGAAGGAGAUGGUCAUCAUAAGGAAGAAAGUAUACCUAGUUCUGAAGAGAACAUAGCUGAGAAAAAAAAGAUCUGGGAACUGGGAAGCAAUGGGAAUCCCAUCUUUUGUGUUACUGGUUUGAAACUGAAGGAAUGUAGAAGUGAGCUAUGGUGUGGCCAGACACAAGCUACUGUCACAAUCUUUACUCUUCAUAAUUCAAUUGUCACAUCCCAAGAAGUGUUAAACCACUUUGAUCCUGUUCUUGAUCCCCUAGAUGUCACUCAGUUGGUGGCUAAUUCCACAUAUGUUUGGUCAUACAUUUACCCUGGGUGUGUAGUAUACUUGUGGGAAGUUGCAACCCGCACCAUUCUUCACAAAUUGGACUGUUCUAAGUUAGCACCGUGUUCUGAAUCUCUUAUGUCUAUUAGUAUAGAAGAACAUCUUAGUCCUGGCCGGUGCCAAGUUACAGCCAUGGCAACACUAGGUUGUGAACUGUACAUUGGAACCACCUGGGGUUGUGUCAUUGUAGCAGAAGGAAACAGCAUGCGGCCUGUGACCAUAUUUCGACCUUUCGAAGAGGAAGUAAAGGCAAUUCUUCCAUUGUCUAAUAUCUUGUUUUCUAAGGAUGGGGUAGACAAUUCUUCAUCAUCAGUGGAAAACAUCUCGCACCCCAUUUCUCUGUUAGCUACAGUUGGCAAAGGUUAUCGUAAUCUGAUUGGCAGGUACACUUCUCUUCCCUAUGACAGUAGUGCUUCUCAUAACAGCAUGUAUUUGAUACUGUGGCUUGUAGAAAACUGGGCUGGAUCUUAAUUUUGAAACAACCAUACACAAUAUGUGCAUAUCUUUCUUUAAUGAUAACCUCACAAAUAUUCAACAUUUUUCCCAAUUUAUAAUGAUUCUGUCCGGACAAAGGAAUUUUGCAAAGCAAUCAUACAAAUUUCAAUGUUACAGUUCAAAUCUAUUUUUAAAAGUAUUAUAAUAUAGUUGUGCAAAAUUUAUUUGCUUUAUGGAGCUUAGAAAUUUAGAUGCAUUUAUCUUUCAUUCACUAAUGAUUAAUUUAUUUACAGACUGUUUUUCCCUAAGAGUCAUAAUAUGCUGUGGUGGAUGAAUGUAAAAGUACAUUUCUCGUUAUCUAGGUAGUGUUAAUUUCCCAAAGUUUGAACGUUUUUAAUAUUGUUCUUAAAACAGUUCUGUAAAAGUAUUAGAUUCAUUAACUCUUACAGACAGAUAAACUGUUUGGUAAGCUGUCAACAUCAUUAUCUACUGAAAUAUUGCAGACUAAACUUGUAAUUUCCUUCAAUAAGUGAUACAUAGAGAAAUCUUAUAAGUAGGUAUGCUUAAUGGCUUUUCUUACAUCCAUUAUGUCAAUAAGUUAUCAUUAGAAUCUUGUGUUUAGUGUAAGUUAACCCUUCCUUCAUCAUAGAUCAUACCUUUGCCAACAUAAGCUUCUACCUAAAAAUUUCUUAUUACAAUUUGAAAGUAUUUGUUAAUUUAAUGAAAACAUUUUUAGUUCCUUAAUGUUGACAGGAGGUAUAAAUUUACUGUACUACUAGUUACUUGCAAAAAAAAUGACUGUAAAGUUAUUUAGUAUCAACUGUAUAAUAACUUUUGCCUCACCAUAUAUAUAUGAUUUUGAACAGUCACUGCUAUUGUAGCAUUUUUGUUAUUUUCUUAAAAAGUUUUAAAACUAGUCAAAUUCAGUUUUUAACACAAAAUCUGGGUAAAAAUC
This is a messenger RNA of Limulus polyphemus (Atlantic horseshoe crab), 3011 nucleotides long. Its product is annotated as leucine-rich repeat serine/threonine-protein kinase 1-like. The transcript is spliced from 12 exons. The record is from RefSeq and is a predicted model, not a curated record. Gene Ontology annotation, molecular function: ATP binding; protein kinase activity. Gene Ontology annotation, biological process: protein phosphorylation. Bases 47 to 2092 code for a protein of 681 amino acids. NCBI's taxonomy places the organism in Eukaryota, Metazoa, Arthropoda, Merostomata, Xiphosura, Limulidae.